AUGUCUCUUUCAAAAGCACAGCAAGCCAUACCUCGGCGAUGCGAAAGAUGUAAACAAACUCGCAAGGGCUGUAACCGUGGUCGUCCUUGUGCACGAUGCAUCGCCGCAGGAAUAGGCUAUGAGGGCUGUGUUCCAGCAGUCGACGGCCGUAAUCCAGGGAAAAGAGCCACGAAGAAGGCAGAUCCGGCUUCAGACGAUGUGGAGACUGAACAAGAAGAGGAGGACAUUCAAGUACCAUCAAGCUCGUAUAGAGCCAGAGGACAGGACCUCACUUCCCUUGCAGGUUCUGUCACUCGCACACCACUAACAGAGGAGAACUUCAAUACCCCUGCCACACCUCGGCGCCUUGAGAUCCGUCUUCAGCCUCCUGCGUCUGUCCCCAGAGACAGCUAUCUUGGCCACACGGGUCCGGCUCUUGUAACUGACGCCAAUGGUACGGCUCACCUUCAACUGGCCCCUUCUGGGCAGGAGAACUCCGUUUCGACCGUCUUGAAGGAUAAGUUGGCUGACGAGCAACGUAACAAGAUGCCUUUCGUGAGCACCUCCAGUGCUACCAUGGCUCUUCAGACACCAUCGAAGAGAAAGGCUCAGGAGGCGCUCCAGCCCAACUUCGACGAGAAGAAGCACGUGCUGACGCCGUCUGCUCAGAGCAUUGAGGCGCCGGGCCCGCGGACCACCCAUACCUUGCGAAGCGCUUUAGAUCUCGCCAACGAGCAAGGCUUUCAGGGUGUCAAGUCCUGGGAGAACGAGGAGUCGGGCCGUCAGUACAUCGAUCCGUCCAAGUUGCUCCGCCACGACCGUCACGAGGGCAAAUACUUUAUUCAUGGGACUGCAUGGUUCAACAGAUACGGUAUCUGUAUGGAGUGCGAAGAGAGUGUCGAUCAGCAUCUUUGGUGGUGUUCAGAAUGCAGGAAACAUCCGCAGGAUUGA
Lecanosticta acicola is the source of this 930-nucleotide messenger RNA. The record is from the annotation of a GenBank genome assembly. Lineage: Eukaryota; Fungi; Ascomycota; Dothideomycetes; Mycosphaerellales; Mycosphaerellaceae.